Rhagoletis zephyria (snowberry fruit fly) is the source of this 1206-nucleotide messenger RNA. RefSeq names its product cousin of atonal (gene cato). Gene Ontology annotation, molecular function: DNA-binding transcription factor activity, RNA polymerase II-specific; protein dimerization activity; E-box binding. Lineage: Eukaryota; Metazoa; Arthropoda; Insecta; Diptera; Tephritidae. Gene Ontology annotation, cellular component: nucleus. Gene Ontology annotation, biological process: positive regulation of transcription by RNA polymerase II; sensory organ development; axon development. The record is from RefSeq and is a predicted model, not a curated record.
CCUUCUGGCAUAUUCUUAGCAUUCUGGCGUUGAAGCGCUUCAAACUCGCCAGUAGUUGCAACGAACAAACAGUUCUUGUUAGCACGCAGUAAAGUGAGGAUCUUUUCGAAGAAUAUGAACUUAAACAUCGAAGCUGUGCAACUACAACAAAAGUAUUUGGAGCAGCGAAUCCAGCAGCACUCCGUUAAUUCUUUCCCAACGCGCUUCAGUGAUUUCUCGUAUGCCUCCUCCGAGGAAGAUGGUUCGCAGCAAUACGCAAGCAGUCCCAGCUACACGCUCUCCAUCAUCAGCACUGGCACCGAGAGCCACGCGGACGUGGGUAGUCACAAAGAAAACCACCUGUUGCUGCACGAUUGGCCCGCCGCCGCAGUAAGCUAUACGGGAAAUCGUUCGUUGCAACCAAUAACACAGGCGAAUCAUUUCUUUCCCAACUACAACUUCAACCCGCCACAGCAGUCGCUGCAUCAUCAACUCAAUGCCANCUAACCAAUAACACAGGCGAAUCAUUUCUUUCCCAACUACAACUUCAACCCGCCACAGCAGUCGCUGCAUCAUCAAAUCAAUGCCGGCAUUGCCGCCUCCGCUGGAGAGUGCUCCACAAGCACGACGCGCAGUAAAUCUGGUUCACCAAUAUCAGCGACAUCUGGCAAAUAUAACAGACGUGCCGCAACCCAUCUGCGCAAGGACUCAAGCUCGAAGAGAGCAGACGCCACCAUAAAGCCACCCAGCCCUAGCGUGCUUAAGCGCCGACGCCAAGCUGCCAAUGCCCGCGAGCGCAAGCGCAUGAAUGGCCUAAAUGAGGCCUUCGAUCGGCUGCGUGAGGUGGUGCCUGCUCCUACAAUUGACCAGAAGCUGUCCAAAUAUGAGACGCUGCAAAUGGCGCAGACCUACAUAGCGGCGCUAUGUGAGAUGCUGGGCAACGAACUUGACGCAGCCAACUAUGCGCUGCAGCGCGGCGAGCACAUAACAUUUCAGGAGGACAUUCGAUUGCAGUGAAUUUGACAGAACUCUUUGAGGUGGAAGCAAGAAAAAAGUAUGUACUUUGAUGUGUGCUGUGCAGUUUUAAACCAAAGCAAAGAGGUGCGCGUGGCAGGAGUGACCGACCGCCGCUAUUCGCUCGUUAGUGUUAAGUGAAUGUGUACUAAAUAAGUAAGAAAUAUUUUAAUUUGUGAAUUUAUAAGUGCUUUUAAUUAAAAAUGUAAUAAA